Molecule: messenger RNA, 1944 nt
Organism: Prunus persica (peach)
Lineage: Eukaryota; Viridiplantae; Streptophyta; Magnoliopsida; Rosales; Rosaceae
Exons: 2
Coding region: 1-1944 (647 amino acids)
Source: RefSeq, a predicted model, not a curated record
AUGGCUCAAUCCGUGACGGCCCAAAGCUACUCCUCCCACGAUCCCGCGAUCGACAUGGCGGCCCCACCACCUCUCGCCGCCAUGAACCCUCAACAGCCACCCCGUGUGACUGGAACCACCGUACCGGCCUCCGCCGCCGUCGUACCGUCUCAAGGCCCCAUGGCCGGACCUAGCCACCUUCAUAGCACCACCGUUGAGCAUGGUGGAACCUCACAUCCAGUUGGGCUCACUACCACCGUCGACUUUGGCCCAAUCUUGGAGCAACUUCAACCAUUCCCUCCAUUGCCUCCACGCUCAACGCAUGCUCCCACGCACACAUCCAACGAAAACCUAGCCCGCGAUUCCGACCCCGAAAGUCAUCUGAAGCAUUUCAAGAGCCUUAUGAUCCUCUACAAAGCCGAAGACGCGCUAAUGUGCAAGGGGUUUGUAAUGACUUUGCGAGGAGCAGCUCAAGAUUGGUUCCAUACCCUGCCAUCCGGGUCGAUCAACAGCUUCAAGGAGCUUACUUACGUCUUCACUAAAGAAUACACUUCUUAUCGGACGAUCAAGAAGAACCCUGACCAUCUGUUCAACCUGCGCAAGAAGCCUGAGGAAUCCCUUCGAGAUUACAUCAAGAGGUUCAAAGCAGAAAAGGCCAACAUCGUAGGGUGCGAUGACCAAAUCGCAUCCUCUGCAUUCAAGAAAGGUCUUCCAGCAGAACAUGACUUAUACCGCGAGCUGACUAUCACUCCCAGCCAGACUCUAGCAGAGGUCUUCGCGACCGCAGAACGCUACGCACUCUGGGAUGACGAUCGAAUCGCCGCGAAGAAGUCCACUGAGCAGGAAGAUCGACCGGCUAAACGGGCAGAACAAAGAGGCGACAGGCUUGGCAGCAGGGACAAAGACAAAGGCAGGUCACGCCCACAAAGAGAGGCCACGACGAAAGAGAACUACACCAAGUUCUCUAUCCCCAUACAUCAAAUUCUAGCCCAAGUGAAGAACAAACCUUGGGUAAAAAGACCGCCACCCUUGAAAGGAGAUCCGGAAAAGAGGGAUACCAGAAAAUAUUGUGCCUUCCAUGCGACACAUGGGCACAAUACGAAUAAUUGCUUUGCUUGGAAAGCGCAUCUCGAAGAACUCGUAAGAGAAGGACAUUGCACGGAGUUCAUCGCGAAGCAGGCCAUCCAGCAGAUAGAAGAUCGCGAUACCGCGAAGGAGCCACCCCAAAAGGUCAUAAGGAUUAACACAAUCCUAGCCGACUCUGAGAAGUCCGGACUGACCAACAAAGAAAAGAAGAGGAAGAUCAAACAGGCUACUAUGAUCUCCCAAGUCUCAACUAGUUUCUCACUAGCAGAAGACGAUCCCGUGAUCGGCUUUCAAAAGAAAGACUUAAUCGGCCUUGAUCUACCGCACAACGACGCCCUUGUCAUCAGCAUUCAAAUCGCUCAGGCCAUGGUCGACCGAGUCCAUAUAGAUGAGGGCAGUGCAGCCAACAUCCUACAAUUGGCAGUCGUCCAACAGAUGGGCUUAGAGGCAAAGAUCAAUAAAUCAGCCAAGUCGCUGACUGGUUUCAAUGGCGCAACGACGGUUACCGUUGGCACGAUAGAUCUCGACGUCUACUCUCCACCUGUAAUCAGCUCGCAAACGUUCAUGGUCAUUGAUGAAAUCUCACCCUACAAUGGCAUUCUAGGCAGACCAUGGAUCGGCAAGAUCAACGCCAUCACCUCUGCCACACAUCAGAAGAUUCGCUACCCAAUCCCUGGGGGCGGUAUCGGCCAGAUCAACAGUGAUCAGGCAAUGGCAAGAAAAUGCUCAGCUCAAGGGCUGAAGAAAAGCAAGCAAACACAGUUCCUCCCUGUGAAUCAGGCAGAUCUAAAGGGAGUAGAACAAGCAGAGGAGAAAGCAGAUCUCAUUCCUGACGGCCAAGCAGACCAGAAAGGAAAGGGAAUAGCUACUCCCCAAUAG